Theobroma umbraticum is the source of this 853-nucleotide messenger RNA. The record is from RefSeq and is a predicted model, not a curated record. Lineage: Eukaryota; Viridiplantae; Streptophyta; Magnoliopsida; Malvales; Malvaceae.
UAUACAUUAACAAGUUAAGAUGGCAAAGCUACCAACUCAACUCUUGGCUUGCAUUUUCUCCAUUGUUCUUGUCUUGCAAUAUUCAUGCCCUGCAACAUCUCAAGAAGUUGAGAAUGACAGUGAGUUUGAUUAUAAUGAAAAUAGUGCAAGAGGGCCUGCAAGAUGGGGAGAGAUUCAUCCAGAAUGGAGAGCAUGUAGCAAUGGAUCAAUGCAAUCUCCUAUUGAUAUGUCGAAUGAAAGAGUUUCCCAUCUCGGGAGGCUUAAGAGAAGCUACAAGCUAUGCAAUGCCACUCUAAGAAAUUGAGGCCAUGAUAUGAAGUUGAGAUGGGACGGUGAUGCAGGAGCUAUAGAGAUCAAUGGUACUGAGUAUGCACUCCAUCAGUGCCAUUGGCACACACCUUCCGAGCACACCAUCAAUGGCAGAAGGUAUGAUUUGGAGGUGCACUUGGUUCAUGAAAGUGCGGAUGGCAAGGUUGCUGUAGUAGGGAUCAUGUACAAGAUUGGUAGACCAGAUUCUUUCCUUUCAUCGAUAACUAUAAGAUUGCUAGAUCGUUUAGCAAGCAUUACCGAUAUCACAGAAGGAGAGAGAGUGGCGAGUGUGAUCGAUCCAAAGCACAUAAAAAUUGGCAGUAGGAAGUAUUUCAGAUACAUUGGCUCUCUUACUGUUCCUCCUUGUGAUGAAAAUGUGGUGUGGAGCAUUGUCAGAAAGGUGAGGACUGUGACCAGGGAGCAAGUGAGAUUGCUUCGUGUGGCCGUUCAUGAUGUAACUUCAAAUACUAAUGCAAGACCACUGCAACCAAUAAACAAGCGCUCAUUUCAACUCUAUAGGCCAAAAGAUGAUGAAGAGAAUUAA